Molecule: messenger RNA, 491 nt
Organism: Nyctereutes procyonoides (raccoon dog)
Lineage: Eukaryota; Metazoa; Chordata; Mammalia; Carnivora; Canidae
Gene: SPINK14
Product: serine peptidase inhibitor Kazal type 14 (putative)
Exons: 4
Coding region: 66-362 (98 amino acids)
Molecular function (GO): protein binding
Source: RefSeq, a predicted model, not a curated record
CAGGGGAACAUCCUGAGGCAAUAUCUCAAAGCAUCAUUCUAAGGAUACACACACCAGGAGGAAAAAUGGCCAAGUAUCUUCCAGUAUUCUGCUCACUUUUGUUCUUCAUCUUGAUACAUUGGGCAUUAUCUUCUGUUUCAGGCCGUCGAAACUGGUGGCCACCACAUGGAACUGUUAAGGUGAAAUGUCCAUAUAAGAAAGUAGACUUGAGUUGGUUCACUGGAACAGCGAACCCCUGCCCUGAUUUAUAUCAACCCAUCUGUGGCACUAAUUUUGUAACCUAUGAAAACCCCUGCAUCUUCUGUAUUGAGAGCAUGAAGUCUCAUGGGAAAAUUAGGUUUCAAAAUGAUGGAAAAUGCUGAGUGGACUUGGAUGCCAGAGAAUAUUUUUUUCUUUCCAUCAUGACAAUCCUUCUCUUGCAAUUCAUCCCUCCUAACAUGUGAUAGUGACAGAGACCUGCCCCUGCUGAGCUUGUAUCAGAUAACUGAAGG